ACGAUCCGAGGACCGCUUAUGAAGACGUCAGUUUUAGCGUGAGUAAGCGAUUUACUACACUAAGCAAAUAUGGACCUCUCGUGUUCUGUGGAUGACAGCUGCGGCACGACUAGUUCAAAGACUGAGCAGGCCAGGAGUAACAACCCUUUUGAAAGCGGCAGAAAGGCUCAGCUCUGUUGCGAACUGUGCAUAAAAGACGAAUGUCUUGUCGACGCAGAGGAGAUUCGGCAACAGGGCUACGCGUGGCUGGCAUCGUCGGGUUUUACUAUCGCACUGGGACGCCACGAUCCUCGCCUCGUCGAAAAUGCCAUAUUGUCCCGGGCAUGCAGAGAAAUUAACGUGGAGUACGCUCUUCCGGAAGAUGUGGAAUCACCUAUGGGCACCUGUGUAGGGGUUGGUCCUCUACCCGAAACGUCUGUGUGCGCCAAAUGGUCGUGCAUGGAGGAGUCACCAAUCAUCGUACCACUCAUAGACGCCACAGUCCAAGUGGUCCUAUACUACCUCUCUUCAGAGAGGCCAGAAGCAGAAAUGCAAGAAGACGGACAGGAGGAAGCAGUUCCUGCGUGUCAGCACUGGCCAUUGCCGAAUGAGGAUUUUCAUGGCUUGUGGGAUAGUCUUCAUUUCGACACCAACGUGAAAAAAACCCUGCUCCAGUACGCCUCUUCCGCCAUGCUCUUCUCCGACCACAGAAUCAAUGACAAGCUAAUUAACUGGAACAGACUUCUGCUACUCCAUGGCCCUCCCGGCACAGGCAAAACUUCGCUUUGUAGAGCGCUGGCACAAAAACUCUCUGUCAGGAUGAGUUACCGAUACCGCAGCAGCCAACUUCUCGAAAUAAAUGCUCACUCUCUCUUCUCCCGAUGGUUCAGCGAAUCUGGAAAACUCGUCCUGAAAAUGUUCACCACAAUUAAAGACUUGCUGGAAGACGAAUCUUGUUUUGUGUGCGUUCUCAUUGACGAGGUGGAAUCACUCUCUACUGCCAGAAGAGCUGCAAUGGCAGGCAAUGAACCCUCAGACGCCGUGAGGGUUGUGAAUGCUCUGUUGACCCAGAUUGACGUUCUGAAGUCUUACUCGAACGCAUUGGUUCUGACGACGUCUAACGUACCAGAAGCAGUCGAUCCAGCUUUCUUGGACCGGGUUGACCUCAAGCAAUUUAUUCCAACUCCAAGCGAGCGUUCCCGCUACGAGAUUCUGAGAGAAUGCGUUGAAGAAAUGAUGCGCAAGAAUCUCAUUCAGCCACAUAUUCGGUUUCUUUCAUUUGUUUCUGUCUAUGGAGUGUUGAAUGAGAAGUCAACGAGUAAUUUUUCCUCCAAAGAAUUGCGGGCCUCAACAGAGCUUCUCCAGAUAGCUAAGCAGUGCACAGAAUUCUCUGGUCGUACAUUAAGAAAACUUCCGUUUUUGGCUUUCGGACCGUUCGCGUUCCAAAUUUCCUUUGACGACUGCGGGGCAGCGUGCGGAAUGGCGAUUAAGAAAGUGGUUCCAAGCGUGUACGAUUAUCUGCACGAACUAUCUUCUUCCAUGAGAUCAGAGAAAGCUGCCCGCGAGCAUGUGUCAAAUGGAACAAACUUGCUGCCCUGAGCAGAAAACAUCCACACUGUUUGUUUUGUUUCUUUUAUUGCCACUUCGGCUGUUUUGGGAACACUCAACUCCAUCGGGAGGGGCAGAAAUAUCAACAAUUCGCCCAUACCAAGGCGACACCACACCGCGCUGAAAAUCCCACAAGAUAUGACCGUCGAAGCAGACAGGAAACUGGACUGGCACACGCACAACCCAAUGAUGUGUACACCUGGGAAAGAACUGCCGAAUUCUAAAUAGUGACAUAAACCCACUU
Molecule: messenger RNA, 1831 nt
Organism: Toxoplasma gondii ME49
Lineage: Eukaryota; Apicomplexa; Conoidasida; Eucoccidiorida; Sarcocystidae
Product: ATPase, AAA family protein
Exons: 9
Coding region: 70-1578 (502 amino acids)
Biological process (GO): meiotic recombination checkpoint signaling; reciprocal meiotic recombination
Cellular component (GO): nucleus; chromosome
Molecular function (GO): ATP binding; ATP hydrolysis activity
Source: RefSeq, a predicted model, not a curated record